This is a messenger RNA of Acanthopagrus latus (yellowfin seabream), 1418 nucleotides long. RefSeq names its product anterior gradient 1 (gene agr1). NCBI's taxonomy places the organism in Eukaryota, Metazoa, Chordata, Actinopteri, Spariformes, Sparidae. The transcript is spliced from 9 exons. The record is from RefSeq and is a predicted model, not a curated record. The coding region runs from base 624 to 1292 and encodes 222 amino acids. Gene Ontology annotation, cellular component: endoplasmic reticulum.
AUGUCAAAAUGAGCGGGCCAUUUUGAGACAGAUCAUGAAUCCUGGUACCCUAACCAAAAUCUUAAGGCACACCUGUAUUCAUAUCUGUGCAAAACAGCCAUCACAACACAUGUUAUCUGAUUUGUACAUGUUUAUUUUUGGCUCCCUGGAGGGUUUUAAAGGGAUUUUUUUAGGCUAUGGAUUUUGCCUCUCUGUCAGGAAGUGGAUGUGUACGACAAAGAAUAUAUUGAAUUAAAUUAUCAUUGAUUACUUGGAUGUUUCAAUUGUAACAACUUCCCAAGACACACCUUGACUUGCUUCAUGCCACACCUGUGUGCCUCGCCACACCAUCUGGGAACCACUGCCUUGUGCUAUGUAUUUUUUUUAAACCCUUCAGAGGGCUGUCACAAGAGACUGUCAGAGAAAACCUGCAGUGUAUUGUAGGGUUAAAGAGAUGUCACAUGGGUGUAUAAGAUUUGUGAAACAGUACAUUGCUGAGUGUUACUAGUGUAACUCAAUUGUGGAGUCUAACUAGUCUCCCACUCUUACAACAGCCACCCUCACAGUGAUGUUAUUUGUAGUACACUCCUAUGAUAUACCUGUUUGGUGAGUUCAGUUAAAAGCAAGCAGGUAAAAGAGCAGGUAUGUUAGAGGCCGAGCACAGAUGCCUGUUGCUCCAUUCUGUCAAGAUUGUAGAUGAAGAUGAGAUUAAGGAAAUCUUCCUAGACACCUUCACUGACGUUUCUGAUGUAUGUGCCGCCCAUUUGAAUCUCAGCUUUGUCGAGCGUGUUUGUUCUCUCAAAGGACAGGAAGUGAUGCUUCGCUGGGUCUUGUUCGCUUUGUUCUUUGGCAUCUGUGCCAGUGCUGGAAAACAGAAAGGAAAACAAGCAGCCAAAAGCAAGUCUCCUGACCUGUCGAGAGGAUGGGGUCAUAGUAUCAAGUGGGUCAAAUCUUAUUCAGAUGGCCUGGCUGAGAUGGUCCAAAGUCAGAAGCCGUUGAUGGUCAUCCAUCAUAAAGAAGACUGCCCUCACAGUCAAGCACUGAAGAAGGCGUUUGUUGCUAAUAAGUCCAUCAUGAAAAUGGCCAGAGAGGAUUUCAUCAUGCUCAACUUGGUGGGUGAGUCUGGGGACAAGAAUCUGGCCCCUGAUGGCUUCUAUGUUCCCAGGAUCCUUUUUGUCGAUCCAACCCUGAUGGUGCGCACAGACAUUCAAGGAAAGUUCAGAGACCACCUCUACACCUACGAGCCAGCUGACGUAGAAGCCUUGGCCAACAACAUGAGGAAAGCCAAAGUCCUGAUGCACCUCGACCUCUAACUGGCUCAGUCUGCCAUCUGACUUCCCUCCGUCUUCCAGUCAGGCUGGGCGUCCUGCUCAGUGUUCAACACUGAAAUGUUUACAUGUUGGUCAGACGUCAAUAAAGACAAAAUGAACAGAAAGAAA